AUGUCUCGUUCUUGCUGCCUCGCCGUGUCAGUGCUUCUCGCGAUCGCCGCGACAUCCAGCGCCACCUUGCCGGUAUUGCUGCACGAGGAGCACCUCGAGGAGGCCACGGCCACAGGCCUGCUGGUCGCGGAGGGCCCCAGGGUGGCGGCCUUGUCGUCCACCUGGGCGGCCAACAAGGUCUCGGCGCCGCAGCCAUUGGAGGCGAGGCCGAGCGGUGGCAUGGCCACACAAGGCGACGACCAGAGCUCGUCGGGUGGCAGCAGCGGCGAGCACGGCAAGGAGGAGGGGGCCAGCAAGGAGCGAGAAGCAGGGCAAGAGCUGCCUCACCAAGGAGGAGUGCCACAAGAAGAAGAUGCUCUGCGGCAAGGGCUGCACGCUCUCGGCGCACAGCAAGUGCGCCGCCAACUAGCGCCAAGUGCACCAAGUCCUGUGUCCCCACCUGCUAGGAGCCGUGGCCGAGCAGCCGGGAGCCGGCGGCUAGACAGAUCGAUCGAGUGUUUCAGUUCUUUGGUAUAG
This is a messenger RNA of Miscanthus lutarioriparius, 516 nucleotides long. Lineage: Eukaryota; Viridiplantae; Streptophyta; Magnoliopsida; Poales; Poaceae. The record is from the annotation of a GenBank genome assembly.